AUGGAGGUGGAGGAGGAGGAAAGACGCUCUCCACACGAUCAUGUGGAUCGGUGUGUUCCCGAGAGCUUCUUUGAUCGCGUAACGCAAGGGUUACGCGACGAUCUCGAACAUGAGCGGAAUAGGCGUCUCCAGAUGGUGGACACUGCCUCGAAGCAUCGAGCUGAGUUUGCCUUUGCUCAGCUUGAGAACGAGAGAUCUCUGACAUCUCUUCGUGACGAGCUAAGGGUAGCUCGUGGGAUUGUUGAUCGGUCUCGGGCUGAGAUAACUGCUCUUCAGACCCUUGUUGAUAUCCACCAUCGGGAGCACAAGGCUCUCUGCGAGAUGCUUGAGCGCAAGGGCGUUCUUCAUCGGAAGAAGCAGCGUACUGAUGGUACGGCUUAA
Peronospora matthiolae is the source of this 381-nucleotide messenger RNA. The record is from the annotation of a GenBank genome assembly. NCBI's taxonomy places the organism in Eukaryota, Oomycota, Peronosporomycetes, Peronosporales, Peronosporaceae.